AUGGCUACUAAACAAGCACUGUGUGUUGGAGGUACAUCAGGUAUCGGAAGAGCAUUGGCAAUUAAAUUUGCCUCUCAAAAAUUCAAUGUUUCAAUCAUGGGAAGAAGUGAAGAAGCAGGAAAGGAAAUUAUUGAAGAAAUGAAAAAAUUGAAUCCAGAAGGAAAGUUUGAAAUGAUUAAAGUGGAUGCCUCUCUCAUGAAGGAUAUUGAAAAAGUGUGUGAGGAAUAUAAACAAAAUCAUGAUCGAUUGGAUUAUUGUGUUCUUUCACAGGGAAUUGCAAGUAUGAAUGGAAGAACAGAAACAAAGGAAGGAAUUGAUGUAAAAUUGGCACUUCAUUAUUAUGGAAGAGUUAUGUUUGUGAGACAAUUGCAAGAUUUAUUGAGAUUGACAUCAAAAAAUUCAGAUGUGAGAGUCUUGACAGUUUUAUCAGCUGGUGUUCAUUCACCUUACACCAAAUUGGAUGAUUUGGAUUUGAAACAUAACUUUACAUUGAAGAAUGCAGCAGAUGCAGCUGGAUUUUACAAUGAUCUCGCCAUGGAUCAAUUAUCCAAAGAGGAAGGCAAUCAAAAUAUUGCAUUCAUUCAUCAAGCUCCUGGAAUUGUGGCUACUCAAUGGGGUCGUGAUUUUCCAACUGUUUUGAGAUGGGCAUGUGAAGUUGUCAAGGUAGUGGCUGCUAAAUCUCCUGAGAAAUAUGCUGAAUAUACUUAUAAUGCAUUGAGUUCAGAUUCUACACGAAAGGGCUUCCAUUUAUUGAAUCAAUACGGAGAGCCAGCAAGUGUGACAAAGAGUCAUACUGAUAAUAUCAGAGAAACAGUUUGGAAACACACUGUAGAAUUGUUAAAUAAGGCCCUUGGAAAAUAA
Molecule: messenger RNA, 861 nt
Organism: Naegleria gruberi
Lineage: Eukaryota; Heterolobosea; Eutetramitea; Acrasida; Naegleriidae
Product: FabG domain-containing protein
Exons: 1
Coding region: 1-861 (286 amino acids)
Source: RefSeq, a predicted model, not a curated record